AUGUCCAAGCCCUUGCGAAUGGGGAACACCCCACAAAGUCAAGCCAGUGAUGACGGUGCCGUAUCGAACAGUGAAGUAUCGGCCGAUGUUCGCUCAUCACACGUGUCUGCCAAUCCGUCCCAGCUUAACGACAUCGACACCGCCCUAGAAGAAUUGAUGACCACUAUCGCUGGAGAGAGAUCUGCAGCUUCUUUUGCCUGCGGUGGUACGAUCCCGAUCUCUAAGACUGAUACUAAUGACGGCGCAAAUGCAACACCGACUUCCCCGCUGGUGAAGGUUUACUGGUCCCUUCAAGAAGAGAUCAAUGCUAGAAAGGUUAUUCUUCCGUUGGAUCAUACGUCGGCAGAUUCUAGCCCUGCUGCUCUGAAGCAGCUCGUAUCGGACUGCUCUCCUGCCACCUUUGGGAGGGGCAAUGAGGAUAUUCUGGAUCCCAGCUAUCGACAGGCGGGAAAGAUGGAGCCAGCGAACUUCACAACUACCUUCCAUCCGGCGGACUUCCGCAUCAUAACUCUGAUUGAAAGGAUUUUGUUACCAAGCGUCAGCGAUCAUACGGAGAAUUCCCUGAUGGGUCGCGCAAUAUUUGCUGAGCUCUACAAACUGAAUGUCUACUCCGGCCCCUCUGGAUUCUUUCGGAGCCAUGUGGAUACACCGCGCUCUGUCAGGCAGGUGGGAUCCUUGGUUGUUUGCCUUCCAGCCGCUUUCAAAGGGGGCAACCUUCUCGUCCGUCACCAGGGCAAGGAGAUCGAUUUUGACUGGGCGCCCACAAGUGCAAUCGCUAUCCAAUGGGCUGCCUUCUACAGCGAUUGCUCCCAUGAGAUCAAAACGGUCACGGAAGGGGAGCGGCUUACCCUCACCUAUAACCUUUACGUGACGGAACCGGAACAUGCCGUUACAGUCAUUCCAAGUUCCUUGGUAGAACCGUGGACUCUUCCACUCUAUGGCCAGCUAAAUGCACUCUUCCACAAUUCUCAGUUCUUCCCUAAUGGUGGCGUCCUUGGGAUCUACUGUGCUCAUGCCUAUGCGCAUACAUCGGAGGACGCUAGCAUAAAUCUUCCACGAACACUCAAAGGCUCGGACUUAGUUUUCUACUCGGUUCUUGAUGCGUUAGGCGCGACAGUAGAGAUCCUGCCCGUCCUUGGGCAUAGGAAAGAUAAUUAUUAUUGGGACACCGACUGCGAAUCCGAGGAUGGCGAAUUGAUUGGAACGGGACUCCACGCGCAUCGAAAGUCAUGCUUCAGCACGGAGUCACACUCUUUAAACGAUAUUGUUUGCGAUGAAUGGCCUCACGAGAGAGUGACGGGAAUUACGUGGUUAACAGGACAGAAGCACUGGGAGGAGGCACUAAGCUAUAUUGCGUACGGGAAUCAGUCCACGAUCUCAACCAGAUACUCCGCGGCCGCCAUCUUUGCAGCGAUUCCUAAUUGGGAAGAGCGAUCCUCAACCUAA
Molecule: messenger RNA, 1446 nt
Organism: Aspergillus pseudotamarii
Lineage: Eukaryota; Fungi; Ascomycota; Eurotiomycetes; Eurotiales; Aspergillaceae
Product: 2OG-Fe(II) oxygenase
Exons: 5
Coding region: 1-1446 (481 amino acids)
Source: RefSeq, a predicted model, not a curated record